CGAUCUUCUGGGCAAAUUUGUCAACAGAUAACCUAAAAUCAAUGCGAUUAUACUGACGCAAGAUUCUAGAAUAACAACUCAAGACUAAUAAAAUCAAUGAUAUUAGAGUGGACUCUUAUGGAGCGGCAAGCAUCAGGGGAAAUUAAGGAACAAUUAUCUUUAAAAUAAGGAUAGCUAUGAUCUAGUCAAACCUCUAUAAAUUACUGGUUUGUUAUCUUUAUAAUAAGAAUGGUGGGGCUAAAAAUACGCGGACGUGAGGGAUAAACGAUUGGUGUUCUAGAAUCUAUAGUGUGUUUGAAAACUGGGGUGAUGGAAACCGGCCGGGGUCGGUCCGGUCGUCGAAGAACGGUCCCUGUAGAUGUGUUUGUCGUGCGUAAUUACCUGGGCUUGCAUGUUUUUCUAUAUAUCUAGUGCUGUAAAGCAGUGCUGAACACCCUUUUCUAAGUUUUCCGAGCACAAAAAUCCUGCUUUUGUGUUUUAGUUUUCUGUACAGCACCGAUUUCUAAGCGGCCUUGUAGGGAAUAGCUGAUAUGGCGGCAGAGCUGGUUGCAGGGGAGACGCACAAUGAUGUCACAUAUGAAGAGGAAUUCAUUGUCAAUUCUCGAGGAUUAAAGCUGUUCACAUGCAGAUGGCUACCUGCAAAUCGGGAAGCCAAGGCUCUUAUAUGUCUCUGCCAUGGCUAUGGCAUGGAGUGCAGCAUAUUCAUGCAAGACACGGCAAUGAGGCUUGCCAAGGCCGGAUAUGCAGUGUUUGGCAUAGAUUGUGAAGGGCAUGGAAAGUCUGCCGGAUUGCAUGGUUACGUGAAAAGUUUCCAAGAUCUUGCAAAUGACUGUGCAACUUUCUUCAAGAGCGUUGCUGAGAAAGAAGAGUAUAAAAAGAAAGCAAGGUUCUUGUAUGGAGAAUCCAUGGGUGGAGCCGUUGCUCUUCUCAUACAUAGAAAACAGCCUGGAUUUUGGAGCGGUGCAGUGCUCGUUGCACCUAUGUGUAAGAUAGCAGAUGAAAUGAAGCCUCAUCCCCUGGUUAUCAGCAUAUUAAACAAGCUGAGUUAUGUUAUUCCUACGUGGAAGAUAGUGCCUACACAGGACAUUUUAUCCAUUGCAUUUAAGGACCCCGAGAAGAGGCAACAGAUUCGUGCAAAUCCAUAUGCUUAUCAAGGAAAACCACGUUUGAAGACCGGAUACGAGCUCCUGAUGACAAGUAUUGAUAUAGAGAAACGGCUUGACGAGGUUACUCUUCCAUUCCUGAUUGUCCAUGGAGAAGAUGACAAAGUGACCGAUCCCUCUGUGAGCCAAUUGCUGCAUGAUUCAGCCAGGAGCCUGGAUAAGACUUUGAAGCUGUACCCUGAUAUGUGGCAUGGCUUGACCUGUGCUGAGCCCCCUGAACAUAUUGAGUUGGUGUUCUCAGACAUCAUUUCAUGGCUUGACAAGAGAAGCCCAGCUGGGUGCCCCGAUGAAAACAGUUUCAUUAAGAAAUCCAAUGAUAAACACGAGGGAGUUUCAAUGAUUGCUGAAAUCGAAAGAAAGUUUGCCAAUGACAAGAUUCCUUCUUCCGAAAGAUAAGCUGAAAGAAAAGGGGAUCCCUUAAAUUUAUUGUACGAGUGAUCCCCAAGAGAAAAGACUAUAAUCAAUUAAAAAACAUGGACGGCAGGAGUUCAGUUGAUGACAAAAUGGAAUCUGUUUGGAGGUCAGUUGAAAUGAUCAGACAAGCCUGCUGUUCAUUUAAAUAGCCAAGUCAGCGCUUCUAGAGUGUUAGCGUGCUGUGGUGUAUAUGAAAAGGUCAAAUCACGUGGGACAUGAGUUCCGUGUUGCUUUACUAGUAUUUCUUAAAUGUUGGGUCCCCCAAUAGUCUACGUCGUACGUACGUAACGCGGGGCAUUACAUAAAGAUUUGUUUAUUAUACUAUAGAAAUAAAAGAAUUCUAUUGUUUUGAUGGAUA
Molecule: messenger RNA, 1935 nt
Organism: Cryptomeria japonica (Japanese cedar)
Lineage: Eukaryota; Viridiplantae; Streptophyta; Pinopsida; Cupressales; Cupressaceae
Product: caffeoylshikimate esterase
Exons: 9
Coding region: 531-1559 (342 amino acids)
Cellular component (GO): membrane
Molecular function (GO): lipase activity
Source: RefSeq, a predicted model, not a curated record